Messenger RNA from Stylonychia lemnae, 960 nucleotides. The record is from the annotation of a GenBank genome assembly. Lineage: Eukaryota; Ciliophora; Spirotrichea; Sporadotrichida; Oxytrichidae.
AUGGGAUAAUUGUAAAAUUGCUAUGAUUGGCACUUUCCUAAGAGCUUUGGAAACUCAUCUGGAAAUUCCUCUCCUACUGAGUUUGAUAUUGAUGGUGAGCAAAACAUUAUUAUUGGUGGAGUAUCAAGUAGUGUAGUUAGGAGUGCUAUUAAAAUAGUAUUUUAGUAUUUUAGCAGCAGCUCUUAAACAGAAGAUUGGGCAAGAUAUUUUAAUUUUGAACAAAAUCCAACUAUACCUCCUUAAGUUCUUGGCAUAAAGUUUUAAGAUAGAGCAUAACACUCAAUGAAAGCCCUUGCAUUAUUAUCAAACUAGGUUAAUGGAUAUAUCUUUAUUGUUUUACUGAAUAUACAAGAUGGAUCUUUAUACAAGGUAUACCGAGACAGUCAAUAAAAUGAGGUUUUAUUCAAUAAUUUAUUUUCAAAUAGUGGUUUGUUAAACAAAAGAGAUCAAGUUUUCAUGCACCUUACAAAUAUAACUUAGAGGCUGAGAAUCAUUACAAAACUUGAUUUCUCGAAUACUUAAAGUAUAUUGAGUCCUGUUUGGGCUUUUGAUUACCAAGGAUCUAAUUUAAUUCAAGAUUAGUUCUUUGCUUUUACCUAAGACCCUAAUGAGCAGUUUCUCUAUGUAUCUCAUUCUGUCAUAAAUGUGACCACUUAAUUUUAAAGUUACUUGCAUAUUUUGGGAAUAAUAAAACUUAAUUAGACAAAUGGGAAAUCUAUAUGGAACCAUGGAUUUUCAUACUUAAAUACUACUCGUGACCCCAACUAACUAAUAAGAGAACUUAAAGUUUAUGAAGAUAAUCAAAGUGAAAUAAUUGUUGGUGCUGUUGAUAUUUAUCAAUAUAGUUCAAAUUACAAAUAACUAUUCUUUAUUCUCUAAGUAAGCAAAUCAACCAAUUAACCAAUUUGGAAAAUCCUAGAAUCGAAAAAUACUUUCUAUAAACUACUUGAUAUUUAUUGA